Boleophthalmus pectinirostris (great blue-spotted mudskipper) is the source of this 2884-nucleotide messenger RNA. RefSeq names its product PNN-interacting serine/arginine-rich protein (gene pnisr). The transcript has 12 exons. Gene Ontology annotation, molecular function: RNA binding. Gene Ontology annotation, cellular component: nuclear speck; presynaptic active zone. Bases 119 to 2581 code for a protein of 820 amino acids. Lineage: Eukaryota; Metazoa; Chordata; Actinopteri; Gobiiformes; Gobiidae. The record is from RefSeq and is a predicted model, not a curated record.
CUUCCGUUUUUAGUAGGAGCCACUUCCAGUGGCGACUUGCUCAUGCAGCCAUUUUAUUUUGGAACCGCAGGGCUGCAAAAACAUUUGGCAACGGAGUGUUGCUUCAGAAGCGUGAGUGAUGUGGGACCAGGGAGGACAGCCCUGGCCUCAAUGGCCCUUGAGUCAGCAGCAAUGGAUGCAGUCGUUUCAACAUCAACAUGAUCCAGGUCAAGUGGAUUGGGCUGCCCUGGCACAGGCAUGGAUAGCACAGAAAGAAUCAACAGGACCAGAGCCACAAAGUAUACAGCCCAAUGGACAAGACAUCCCUGGUCUGGAGUCUGUUGGACAGGGCAACCACGGUGCCUUCCAGGGUGACCCAGCAUUUGGACGAAUGUGGCAGCCAGAGUGGGCAAUGCAUGGACAGCCCCCUCCCCCUCCGCCUCAUGACCCAUCCUGGAUGCCUCCAGGAUCUGGACCAAUGGAUGUGGUGAAUCCCAGUGAAGAUGGCAAUAGUCAGGACAGCGGAGAGUUCAACUCUGAAGCCCAUCACGGGGUUUACUCCCAGAACAGCCAUGGGUAUGGGGCACAGCCCGACAGCUACGCCAUGGCCCCCUUGGCCAUAAACCAGUUUGAUUAUCAGCACGGAGCUGCAUCCACCUAUGGCCCAACACCUACAGGCAUGCCUACUCCGUACUGGCCAGGCCCACCACAGAACAGACGAGACCCCAGGCCUCCUGACUUCCGAGACAGACCGCGCUCUCCUAUUCAGCUGCCACUAAAACCAAAGGCACCAGUAGCACCUCUUGAUGCCUUAAAAAGGCGAAAACUUCCUGCAUGGAUCCGAGAGGGCUUGGAGAAGAUGGACAGAGAAAAGCAGAAAAAACUAGAACAAGAGAGAAUGGAAAAAGAGCGUGCAGAAAUGGCAAAAAAUGAAGGUGAACAACAAGAGCCUGAUGAUGGGGGUGAUGGGCCCCGUAUUCCCAGAAAAAGCAAAUUUGAUAGUGACGAUGAGGGCAAUGAUGAUAAUGCUGUGGAAAGAAUUGCUGUGAAAAAGGAAUUUCCCAGUCACAGCCCAUCGCCUGCUGCUGAAGACAGUGAACCUGAAAUGACAGAGGAGGAAAAGGAGUUCCAGAUGAUGAUUAUCACAAAAACACUUCUGACAGAGAUCCUUCUGGAAGUCACAAAUGAAGAGAUUGUGCAUGUGGCUAAAGAGACUCACCGGAAGGCAACUAGAGCUCCUGCAAAACAGCUGGCACAGUCAAGUGCACUGGCUUCUCUGACUGGUCUCAGUGGGCUUGGUGACUAUGGCUCCGAUGAAAGUGAAGAUGAGGAGCACAGUGUCCAUGGAUCUGAAUCAUCUGACACUGAUGAGGAGGAGUUGCGUCACCGCAUCCGUGAGAAACAGGAGGCCUUCCAUCGCAAAGAGCGGGAACUGCUUGAAAAACAAGCACAAGAAGCCCGACUAGCACGAGAGGACAUGGAGAGAAAGCAAAGACUGGAAUAUGAAGAGGCUGAAUUAGAGAUUGCUUAUAAACAGGCAGCAAAAGAAAGUGAAUCGGAGGCCGUAUCAGAGAGGCGUAGAUCCCGUAGUGAGAAGGAAGGUAGUGAGAGCAAACAUUCAAGCCGUGGAAAGGAUAGCUCAGGACGUGGUCGCAGUGAUUCUCCAGCAAAUGGUCACAGCAGCAGCUCCCGCUCUUCCUCGAGCACCAGUCACUCUUCUUCAUCUUCAUCAUCUUCCUCUGUAUCUUCCCGUAGUUCGUCAAGGUCUUCCUCCCCUCGGCGAAAAAGGAGACGUAGCCGUUCCCCUUCGCAUAAGUCUCGCAGGCGUAGUCGUAGCCACAGCUCCCACAGACACCGUAGUGAGCGCAACGUCAAAGGUCGAGACAGGAAGAGGUCAAGUGCAGAGCGCUCCAGGGAUAAACGAGACCGCAGUGAUUCUAGAGACAGGAGAAGCCGCCGGAGCAGAUCUAGGUCCAGAGACCGGUCCCGAGACAGGGCACGAAACAGGAGCAGGGACCGCAGUCGCAGUCGGGACAGGGACAAAGAUCGAGACAAAGAUAGGAAAAGGAGCAGGGACCAUAGGGACAGCAGCCACAGCCGAAGCAGCAAACAUAAGAAGGCCUCCAGCAAAGAGCGAGAGAGGAGGAGAGAGCGGAGCCACAGUCACGAGAAAGACAAGAAGAAAAAGGAUAAGGACAGAGACAGAGAAAAGGAAUCAGACAGAAAGAGGGAUAAAACAAAGGGCAAAGAAAAGGAGCGAGAGAAGGACAAAUACAGCUCUGUAGUUUCUGAAGAGAAUGGAAAGUCCAAGAGAAAGAAAGACAGCGACUCCUCCACUGACUCUCACAGCGAUCGCCACUCAAAGCAGGACAGCAAAAGCAGCAAAAAGGGCUCCACUAAAUCUAGCAAAAGGCGUUCUGAUUCGGACUCUAGUAGGUCCCCUUCUCUUGAAGUUAGCAAAGAAAAAAAAUCUAAGAAAUCUAAACGUAGUCGUUCAAGGUCUACGGAAAAAUCUCACAAGUCUGGUAAGAAGGCAAGCCGCAAACACAAGUCUAAGUCUCGAUCAAGGUCGGCAUCCCCUGUGCGACGUAGCAGGCGCUAAGGAACACAGUUAAGCUCUGAAUGGUGCACUUUGCUGCUUUAAUUCCAUGAGUUGAGCAGCCUUGUCUCAUUAUAGAGACAGAGUUGUAGGUGAACCCCUCAAACAUUUCUUUUUGUUGUAAAUAUGGUAUUUUUAAAAGUGACUAAAAAAACAGAAGUAAUUUUGAAUGGUAGGAUUUUCAAUUGUGUCAUUAUGCAAGGACUAAGACGAAAACCCACUAAAGUCACCAUUGUAUCAUUUUAAGUCAUAACAGGAUUCUAAAGGUGUUAUUGUAAAAUGUCCAAUAAACUGUUUGUCCAUUGA